AUGUACAAGAUUGUCCGAAAACGACUUGGAGAGCAGUCAUCUUAUCGAUAUUACAUAAAGGUAAAUCCCGCUCUCAGCAAAGAAGAAGCUUUACUAGUUAGACGUGAAUGGGAACCACACAUUGACAAACACGGUCAUCUUCAGCCAAAUGGAAUUCUUGACUGGUUUAACACAGGUUUGACAAAGGCGUGUUCAGUACUUAUGGCUGAGAGUGAAUAUGUUUCAUCCUUACGGUGUGAAACCUUACAUGAUGGAACGGUCCUUGUCCAUGCAACAAUAUCCAGUAAGAAAGAUUCCUCUGGUGACGAACAAUUCAAUAAAGGUGAUAACCAUGUUGAUACAUUCAGUAUCAACAUUUAUCCGGUUUUUACCAUAGACAGUCUCAACAUGCCAUCUGACUUAAGAUUUAGUUCUCCACUACCAAUCUCGGGUCCCUAUGUACUUGUUCAGAAGAACUUGAAGCAAACCAUUCUGGAUGACUUAGAGAAUGGAAAACAGAUAAUUUUCCUUGAAUCUAAGAAUGACAACUGCUAUUCUAGUCAAGGUCGGUGUUCUCUGCCAUUGGAAGAAUCACUUUGCUGGCGGCUGAACCUCAACUUCACCGACCAUCACAUUUUUCAAGCCAUGGACAAGUACUGUAAGACUGUGGACUUCAGACAGGUUUUGAUCCUCAUGAACAUCAUUAGGGAACAAUAUCCUCAUGAACUAGGAAUAUUAAACAACGAGAUUCUAGUUAAUUCAAUAUUUAUCCUUUCACAAAAGAGAUUUUCUAGACUAACUGCACUUCAUGACUGGUUUUUGGAAUUGGUGAAAGUCUUAAUCACGGGUCUAAGGAUUUGUUUCCUGCCGUCUUUCUAUUUACCACGUCAGAAUUUGUUAAUGAAUUACAGCGUAACUGAAACUGAAAGAAGAAUGGCUCUAGGGGUACUUGAUGAUAUGCUAACAUCAUUGAGAAAAAAUCCUAAAAAUAUCUAUGACUUGACUGGCUACACUGAAAAAAAGAAAAACAAGCAGGAUGCAGACGAGAGCGAGGAAGACGCGGAAUCACAUUGCGGCAACGAAGAGACAGACGACAUCGAAAAAGACGAUGCCAGGUCAAGCGUUGCUGAAUUGCAUACGUGUUAGCCUUGUUUUUUACCCAACAUUUUUCUUGUUUAAUAUUUAUAUUCUUGCUGUUUGUUUCGUUUCUUUUUCCUCUUGUCAAUAUUUUUUGUAUGAGUUUUGUUUUACAUUCUUAUUUGGUUGUUUUGUUUUCUGUUCGUAUUUACCAUUGCUAGAUCAAGAACGCACAUACAGAUCAAUUAGAAUGUAACAAAGCAUUCAUUUGCCUUGUUAAAACGAAGAACAUAAGCAUACGUGAGCAUCCAGAUACACAGAUUUCACAAUAAGAAUUUUGGGUGAAUUUUGGUAGGAAUUAUAAUGACAUCUUUCGUAGUAAAUCAUGUUGCGUCAUUCCACAAUUCUAAAUGAUGUUUGGUAUUUUUCGCUUUUGUUCUAAAAGUGUCGAAAAUAAACAGAACAGGUUCACAAUAAAACAAAACAUACAACUCGAGAACUUACUUUUAACAAUAAGAACAUAAAUGUAAUUAAAGCUGUCUAAUGAUAGUGCGCUUCCACAAUAAACUACAGCUACCAGGAUUUGCAAAAUUUGAAAAAAGGAGCAUAAUUUGGUACACUGUAAGUAAGUGUUACGAAACAUGUUUAAUUGUGGUCAUUUAUUGGUUAUAAAGACUUAUUGAGACCCUGAUUACAGGCAAAACUUCCACCAAAAUUUCGUAAGUUAAAAAGGCAAAACUUCGCCAAGACGUACAUCAGGGUUAGGAAAAUUCCCCUGUCAGGUAUCUCACGAUGCCAAAAGACGUGUGGGGAGUUUAAUGAAACAAUUUAUCAAUUAUAUUUUGAGAAACCUACUCAUAAGAAAUACUUCCACAUUUAAAUAGUAUAAAAGGGCAUAAAUUUAACAUUAUGUAUGCUAAAGUUAUAACACGUGUUCUGUGAGAUCAUCUGAUGAUACCAAUGAUUUUUUAUGAGUUUGAAAGCAUACGGACAAGUUGUUUUGGGGUACCCCAUUUACAUUCAAAACAUUCACCAGAAUUUAGAAAGUGGCACAAGAAACAUAGAUAGUUAGGUAAUAUAUGUUACUUGUUCUGUGGGGGUCAUCUAAUGGUGCCAAAGAUAUGUGUGACGUUUAAAGUCUUGGGCCUUGUAGGUUUUAAGUAGCAUGAUACAUGCUAACCCUGCAAGGAAAGGUUGACAGAAAAAAAAUAAAUAGUCAUUACUACAAAUAUUUAUAUUUGGUCAUAAGAAUAAAAAUAUUCAAUAGGAACACAAAACAAGUUAUAAGAAUGUAAAACAUAACAAAUGAAUAUGAACAUUUGACAACAAUAAUGUUGAACAAGAAUAACACAUGUUUAAUUUAGCAACGUUUGGACUGUCAUAGAAAAUAUUAACAUGCAUUUUAUGGAAAACGAUACGUGAAGUACAUGUAUAUUGUUUUGUAAUCGAAAGUUCUGUUAAUCCAUAAGGCCUACAAAAUGUUUGUUUCCGGUAUCCUGACCUACCCUAAAUUUUUGGCCCGACCCUAAAUGUUUUUAUGGCCUUGGAGAAUUUUUUUCAACUUUUUUCACAAAAAGUUGCAAAACUGCACUUUUUAUGCUUUAAACAUGGUCAUUGAUGUUAGAAAUUAACUAACUGGUGCUGUAAAGGCCUAACCCCUUUAUUUGUAUUCAUUUUUGACACAAAAUUAAUUUCCGAAAAGUCCCACUAAAAAAUCCAAAAAAAAAUACCGGCCUACUCACCCGAUCUUUUUAGCAUGUUACCGGAAACAAACAGAUUUUUUUCUAGGCCUAACCAUAAUCUAGUCAUUCAGUAAUAGCGCGUUUCCUGAAAUAUAUUUUAUGUUAUAGUAAGAAAUAUUAUAAGUAGCACCAUUCCCACCUGAAGCAAAUGAAGCCUCCAGAAUGUGUCGAAUUGCAAAAUAAAUCAAAAUUUCAAAGGGAGACGCGUACACCAUAAAUAAAAGGGCCAUGGUGGUCUAAUAUCACCAGAACAUUCUACAUAAUUGAUGCGGUUUUUCAGUUUAAUGUCUAUACAGCCAUACAGAACAAUUAGGAUCCGAUAUUUGGUUGUUAUUGUUUUUUUUGUUGUUGUUUUUUUUUUGUAAUUUUAGAUAACUCGAACAAUCCAGAACAAUUUAGAAUGACUUUAUAUCAUUUUUAAUACAGUUUGUCAUCUUAUGAUUAAACCAUUGUGUACAAGAUGGGAGUAAAAACUUCGAGUUGAGUCAAGCGAAAUAUUACAAUUAAUAUACAAAAAGCAGCUUCAAACUUGGCCGACAAAAACAGUUACGGAACCUUUAUUGAGAGACCACCCAAAGGAAGGCUGAAAGUUGUCCCUCUAACAACACCGAGGCUAAUCUUCCUAUUCAAGAUUAUGGAGGGACUGGUGCCGACAGUUGACACUUAGUUAGACAUAAACUAGUCCAAUAUAGGCUGUACAGUAGAAAAUAAGUUUGCUAUACACUCUUUAUAAAAUUAGCAAUCUUUUAAGUGCUGUAACACAUAUACAGCCAGCUCCAGUUUAAAAGCAGAGCCCAGAUAGGACUGAUGGCCAGUGCUUAUUGAGUGAUAUUUCAACAGAUACAUAUGAAGAAUCAACAUUUCAUUGUGCAUAGACCGGCCAUGAUUUGAACAAUGUUGGCAGAGGUCCACUAGACAAUGCUACAUGCCAAAUAAGCUCUAAUAAGCUCUGUGCAUUGUGGUUCAAGACAAGAAGAUUUUAAAAAGUUUUCCCUAUACUGUAAAACUAAGUUUGCCCCUAACCCUAACCCUAAACCCUAACGCUAGAAUGGAGUGAUUAUGAAUAUUUCGAAUGUAAAUAUAAAGUUCAUAAUAAUCUAGAGUCCAUUGCUGCUUGUUUUGGAUGUUUAAAACAGUAGUUCUCAGUUGUUCACACACUCACACAAUACCAAGAUUUUAAAAAAUAAAUAUGAGACUACUUUUUACACGUCCAGAAUAGUUGUGUGAUGCGGUCACAUAGAAUUGAAUGAAAACACAAACGACGCGAGGUUGAAACUAAGUAGUUGAUUUGGAGCUAUAGCCAGUUGCUGAAGCACUGGCUAAAAGAAUUACUAGCCUUAUGUUCUUGGAUGACCUAUAAAUCGUCAAAAAAACCAAGAAAAGUAGGGGUCAUGUAUCUUCUAAGAGAGAUUUUUUAUAUGACAGGUCAACACUAUGGAAUAUCUUUCAAAUGCGGGUAUGUACACAUGAGUAAUAAGGUUAGUUUACACUUCUAUAAAUGCAAAAACUCUCCUUGAAAAUGCUACCAAAAUGUCAAGUAUAAGUUUAGUUUAAUAAUAUUUUAUUGCAGCUAUUACAAUUACAUGAAUGGUAGCAUUACAUAUGUAUACAUAUAUAUAUACAUGUAGUGCAAAUGGGCCGGGCUACAAGUUUUAACAAUUUUUACGACAGCCCUCCCCAAGUAUAGGUCCACAGUGCAAUAAAAACAGGAACUGGCUUACAUAAAACAUGAAAAACAUUUCCCACUUUGAAACUAUGAACACUAUUAAUAACCAGGUCAGAAAUCAUUAUCUUUUCUUAGUGCAAAGUGUUAUCACUGAACAAUGUAAGAACUCUUUCUCUGUAAGAACUUCGGUUAAAUGGAACCAACUGGAAGAAGCGCCAUCAGCGCCGGGUCAGUCGAGAAAUUUCAGGAAUAAGGUCAGUAAUUCGGUUGAAAAUGUGCUUCCGUGGUCGAAAGAAGUCCAAAGUAAAUAGAUCCAAAUUUGCCCCUUUUGCGCAAAUUCGUGUAGAACUGGUGAUUUAAUCACACUUUUUCAUGCUAUAAUACAUUCUGCAUGGGAUGGUUCUAGGGAAAAAGCUGUAUUUGUAGUCGCCGGUUGAUGUAGAGUACUGGUGGAACUGGUUGUUAUGUGCUGCUCUUGGUCUAGAAGUGACAGGUAUGAGAUAUGUAGACGCUGGAAUAUCCACUAGGUUAUGCACGAUCUUGUAGAGCAUGAUGAGCUGUGACGUUUCUCUCCUUAAAGUUUUUCUGGAGGGACUC
Molecule: messenger RNA, 5061 nt
Organism: Mercenaria mercenaria
Lineage: Eukaryota; Metazoa; Mollusca; Bivalvia; Venerida; Veneridae
Exons: 4
Coding region: 1-1125 (374 amino acids)
Source: RefSeq, a predicted model, not a curated record